AUGAGUAUAAAGCAGGUACACCCAACAAACGAAGUGGAGGAAUAGAACGAAUUUAAAAAGGGAUUGCAGUAAUUAUUUAGUUAUAAAAGUGUAUAGCUCAGUUCAAACAUUCAAUGAUCUUAGAAGAAGAAGAAUACAAGUUAGAGAAGCAACAUUAAUUUUAUCUCCGAAACUGUAAAAUUUAAUUUAAUAUUGCUAGUCAACAAUAUCAGCAUAUGUUGCAACCAAAAAUAAGUUAGUUUACAAGUUAAGAUUAAAUUAUGGAAGAGGAAGAUGUUUUGGUGUUGGAUGGCUUUAAAAUUAAAUUUAAUAGGGCCAUCAGAAGAUUACUAAUUAUAUUGAACUUUGCAAGAGCAAUAACGUACUUUUCAAAAUAGAAAAAUAAAAAGAAUAUUACUUAAAGUUCAAUUUCCAGAUAAUCAAUUCCUUUUCUUCCUCAUUUAAAGUUUAUACGUUUAUGGAGAGAAAUUAUAAGUUUUAAUACUGUAGUUGCAAACAUAGUUUACCCUAUAUAUAUUACUUAUUCUGAGUUUGAUUCAUAUGUAUGAACUUCAGUUAUACUAGGAUUUUAUAACGAUAGUUACAUUUAUUAUUGAUUUUUUAUUCUUUGUUGAUAUAAUUUUAGAAUAGAUGAUUUGUUAGAUAGAUAAUAACAAUAUUCUCUUAAGAAAAUUUUCAUCUAUAUUUAUUCAUAAUUUAACUGGAUGGUUAAUAUUUGAUAUUCUAACAAUAAUUCCUUAUAAAUUAUUUGUAGAAAAGAUGGAAGAUACUUUCUAAUUGAGAGACUAUUUUAAUUUAUUAAAAUUAAUCAGACUACUCAAAUAUUUCAUUAAAACCGAUAGAAAGAUUUUAUAUCAUUCAGCUGAUUCAAAAAAAUCUGAAAUCUCUAUAGAAGAUAAAUUAUCUUUCUUUGAUUAUUUCUCUUUAAUAGAUGCCAAAUUAUUAAGUGUAUUGAACAUUUUUAAAAAUAUGUUAAUAUUAAUAAGUGCCUUUGGAUGUAUGUGGCAUUAUGUAAAAUAUUAUGAAGGAAUUUCUAUGGGAGAAGAUUAUAGCAAUUGGACAUCAUAUAUUGAUGGAUUAUUCUGGGCUAUAUAAACAGUAACAGUAGUUGGAUAUGGUAAUGUAUCUAUUUCUACUUCUAUGUAAUAUAAUCUUGUCAUUGUGUGGCUAUUAGUUGGAGUCGGAUUUUAUUCAUUCACUAUAGGAAAUUUAGCUUAAAUUUUAGAAUAGUAGACAUCGGCUGAAAUUUAGAAAGAACACUUAGAAGAUUUAGAAAACUUGAUGGACUCCAUUGUUAUUCCAGAUUGGUUGUCUGAUCAAGUAUCAAAUUUUCUGACUUACAAUUUAGAAAAUAAUUCCUUCUGGAACUAUAGAAAGUACAUUUAAACUAUAAUAAUUAGAGAAUAAUAGACUCUUUGCCAGGAUAACUUAAAAAGUAUACUAUUUGCUUUUCAUAACAAAAAUUAAUUGUAAAUACUAAUCUAUUUAAAUUGGAUAUUAAUAUAGCCUCAAAAUUAUUACCAUAUAUGACUAUAUUCUACUAUUAAAAAUAUGAAACUAUUUAUCAUGUUGGUUCACCUAGCAUGGAUAUUUAUUUUCUAAUUACAGGAGAAGUAUAAUAAUAUCAAAAUAUUACUAGGUGAGAUUGUGUGAUGAAUAAGGUCGAAGUCUGUUAAAUAUAAUUGAGGGAAGCAUUUUUGGUGAAAUGGAGAUUUUAGAUUAAGUUAAUAGAAAAUAAAGUGCUAUUGCUUCCAAAAAUUCUAUAGUCAUCAUUUUUCCUGUUCAAAUAUUUUUAGAUAUAAUUUAGACAGAUGAGAGUCUUUCUUUUGAAAUUGAAUAAUUGGGUUUGCGAAGAAAAAUUCUUAUCAAAGAAAGCCAUCUCAGAAUGAGAUGUAAUUAAUUUACUUUAUUUCUUUAGAAAAUUAAAAGGUAAGAAGAGUAAGUUGUAUAAAUUACAAAGAAUAAAGAAAACCAACAGAUAUAAGUAAAAAUAUUAUGGAAAAGGAGUUUAAAUAAAGAGUUUCAAAAGAAUCUUUUUAGUUUAUUCAAACUAGGAUAUUAAAAUAUAUUUUCGGUAGAAAUUAAGAAAGAAAAUGGAGAUUAUUUCAGAAAUUUAGAGAUGUUGUUUCAAAAGUGAUGAAAUUUAAUAAGCAAAAAAGAGAACUUAAUAAAAGGAGAAGAGAAAGUUUUAUAGGAUUAAAGAUGAUUAAUAAUUUUAAAGGCACUACUGAAAAUGAGUAGUUAAUUAUUAAAUAAAUAUUUAAAUUAUAGAAACAAAAAAGGUAAUUAAUGAAAACUUUGAAGUAAAUCAUAAAUCAUGUUAAAUCAGGAUUAUAGGCUCCAAUGCUUAUAACUCCUUCUCCUUAUUUCUAUUGUUUAUUAAAGGAAUAAAAAUAAUAAAUUUUAGAAAAAAAGGAAUAAGAAACUUAGAAUAAAUUUCAAAAAUAAUAAAAAAUAAAGAAAAUUAAUCCAUAUUACUAAUUAAGACACCUAAAUGAUUUUUGGAGUAAACUCUAAAAUGAGUUGAUUUUAUAUAAAAAUGCAAAGACCGAACUCAGAUACUAACAAAUGGAAGUGGAUGGAGUUUAUUUUGAAAUUUAAGGUUUAAUCAAAUCUAUCAUAUGA
Messenger RNA from Paramecium pentaurelia, 2625 nucleotides. The record is from the annotation of a GenBank genome assembly. NCBI's taxonomy places the organism in Eukaryota, Ciliophora, Oligohymenophorea, Peniculida, Parameciidae.